UGUCGUGGACGUCGACUCAUCAAUCGGUGUUGGAAGAACUUAUCGAAUGUCUUGUGAGUGCUCCAGUCAUGGCAUAUCCAGACCCUCACAGCCCAUAUGUCCUUCACACGGAUGCAUCAGAGAAUGGACUAGGAGCAGUACUUUACCAAGAGCAGGAUGAUGUCUCACGUGUUAUUGCUUACGGUUCACGAACCCUAACACCAGCAGAGAAAAACUACCACCUACAUUCUGGUAAACUAGAGUUCCUUGCGUUGAAGUGGGCUAUCUGUGAAUAAUUUAGAGACUACCUGUAUUAUUCUCCAAGUUUUGUCGUAUACACCGAUAACAAUCCGUUAACGUACGUCCUAUCAACUGCCAAACUGAAUGCAACUGGCUUUCGUUGGAUUGGAGAAUUAGCUAGCCGAUUUCAACUUUAUAUACAAUACGUUAUCGCCCUGAAAAGAUGAAUACCGAGGCAGAUACUCUCUCUAGAUUACCUGAAAACAUGAGUGAAUACACGGAUUCGUGCACUGCGGAAACCUGCCAAGACGAACUGCGAACCAUCGUCCAGUCGAUACAGUUGGAAGACAAAGGUAAAGUGACUUGGGUCUCAUCUCUCACCCCUGAUCCCACUGUGUUGCAUGGAAGUGAUCCACAACCAAUCGCUAGCAGUACUCCACAGUCCAACCUUAGUGACAUCCGACAAGCUCAGCUUAAAGAUAAUGUUAUUGUAAAAGUUUAUUCGUUUGUCAACAGAAAACAGCGAAAAACUUCCUCCCAGAGAGCAGCAGAAUCACCCGAUACUAAACUCCUACUUCACGAACGGCCAAAGCUGUUUAUUGAUAAAGACGGUGUUCUACGAAGACAGAACAACUCACACGAUCAGGUUGUGCUUCCUAGACCAUACCAUCGAACAGAUCUACGUGAACUUCACGAUAACAUGGCUCAUCUUGGAUCUGAGCGCGUCCUAUGUUUGGCUCGAGAUCGGUUCUACUGGCUUCGAUGCAGAACGGAAUAUCUGUCGCUGUGUUAAGCAAAAACCACCAAGACUGAAGACCAGUGGCGUGCUGGCGGGGGGCCGUGGCCCCCAGCUGGCAAUCUUGGGGGGGGGCGCAAAAAUGAAAAAGUUUUUUAGCGGACAAAAUAUCUGAAAUGUAUCAAUCGAGUUUAUGCGCUAUAAAUUGAUGUUAUGUGCUAUACAUUGAUGUUAUGCGCAAAUACAUCGAUGUCAUAAACCGAUACAACUAAAAGAUAAACCGAUACAACUAAAAGAUAAACCAAUACAAAUAAAAGAUGAGGAAACGGAAGUAAAUACCAAUAAAAGAUGAGGAAGCGGAAGUAAAUCGGAAAAACGGAAGUUGAGCGACGCGGCGACAUACAACAAUGGCGUCUCUUGGACCACGCAUUUGGCUUCCUAACACAGAAAACCUUUUUCGUGAAUUGGUUGAUUUAAUAAGAGCUGCUGAACAAAGUCGCACUCAUUGUGACUCCGCCAGACUUUUAUUGUCGUAGAUUAGAAGAGUAUGAACGCACAUUGAGUGUUUUAACAACAAGAAUCACCGAAUCAUACACAACGGAGCAGUUUUUAAUCAACAAUCUACAUAUACCAUGUACUUAUUUAAAUAGUUUACGAAAUGAAUUCGACGUUAUUGUUGAAAAUUAUGAACGGACCUCAGAGCGCUUUUCACUAGAAGAGUACAGUCUUAAGGCUGAUUUCCACUGUUGCGUUUGUCGUUCGCACGUACACGCACGUAAAACUUUGAAUCCUUCUAUAUUUUAAAUAUUUUACAAAUAAGUUAACAAAUGCAUACUAAAACUUGCGGAACACUAAAUUCUGUUGCUUUAUUUAUUUGGUUAUUUCAUAAGUAACAUUUAAACGGAUUUAAAGUAAUUUUACGUGCGUAUACGUACGUAUGAAAAACGCAACAGUGCAUGGAAAUCAGCCUUUACGAUCGUGCGGUUUGUACGACGGAAAGAAACGGGCUCGUUGGUAGGCCAAGAAUACAAGUCACAGAAGAGCAGUUAACCACAUUGCUUUUUAAGUUUAGAUAUAGGUAUUAAAUGAGAACCAUAUUGGUGUCCUAGUAAUAAAUUUAUGCCACAAUAGUCCCUAAAUGUCAGAUCAAAAAUGUAGUGUGAAAUAUGAUAGUGUGAUGGCCUCGUGUUGUUGGCACAAUUUAUGCUUGUGAAAAUAAUGUUGUAUUUGAUAAGCCUGAGAAUAAAAAAUAAAAAAACACUUGUAUAUGUAUAAAUGUGAACCUAAGAAAUAUAAGUGUAGGUGUAGACUUUUGGAACAUAAAAUUGGAGAUGCGUGUGUGAAAUUGUAUCUGUAAAAUAUCCUGUGGUGUAAAAAAAUGUCAUCAAACUCAAGGAGUAUGAUCUCGCUGUACUAAAAAGGUUGUAUGGAGGCAUGUAACUAAGGCGAGAGCAGGAGAUAUAGUCAUGUGUGUAAAAUUCAGUAUCCCUGAAAGGCUGGCUGCGGCACAGACGCAUUAUUUGGUACACACGAAUUCUGAGUACGUGGUAUUCGGAAACGAGAAUUCAGUUCUUCGGGUAACGAUGUGGACUGCUGCACUGAACCACCUUGUGAUGCGUUUUCUUCACGUGUUUGCGAAGAAUGCUGUAAAUUGGUCACCGCGCUUAAGAUAGACUGAACAAAAUCUUGAACAUUUGGUAUUCUGCCCUGUCUCUCUUCUGCCAUGUUUUUCAAUAUGUAUUCACCAGCUUGGCGCCACUACUUGGCACGCGCAAUUUUGCCGCGUCGCUCAACUUCCGUUUUUCCGAUUUACUUCCGCUUCCUCAUCUUUUAUUUGUAUUUACUUCCGCUUCCUCAUCUUUUAUUGGUAUUUUUCCGUUUCCUCAUCUUUUAUUUGUAUCGGUUUAUCUUUUAGUUGUAUCGAUUUAUCUUUUAGUUGUAUCGGUUUAUGACAUCGAUGUAUUUGCACAUAACAUCAAUGUAUAGCAUGCACAUAACAUCAAUUUAUAGCGCAUAAACUCGAUUGGUACAUUUCAGAUAUUUUAUCCGCUAAAAAACUUCAUAGAAAAACCGCAUUUGAAAAAAUAUAGUCACUUCCGCCAAGAAAAGAUGUGUUUGAUACGCUUAUAAACAGACUAAGCGCAUGCAUAGAUGACAAAGUGAUAUAUUUUAAUUACAGACUAUUUGAUCUAACCGUAUUUGCUAAUUUGCUACAUCAGGGCUCACACAAAAUCGUUCAUAUAGAAACAUGAUCAGUGAUCACAUGCAAUGUCUCAUUACCCGAAUAUUGGUCAGGUUUCGAAGCGAUCACGGGAAUUAUGCCCUUUUUUGCUGGUAUUAUCCCUUUAUCAUAUAUAUGCUUCACGAAUCACGAGAGCGGCACAAACUAGAUAGUUAUGAUAUUGUAAAGUUGUUACGCAAUUUGGUUGUUUGUGCAAGAACAUCAUGACUCAUGAGUAAUGUAAGUAAUAAGAUAAUGCUGAAACGCGCCCUUUUAGCAGCCAAGCUACAAUCUUGGACAUAACUGGUUGAGACUAUUUUCCCCCUAUACAAAAUUCGCGUAUUUUUAUGAUAAACUCCAUGUUGAAUCAUGUUGCCAUUCUUAAACCCCCGCUCCCCCAACUCAAUGUUGAGCUUGUAUCAUGGUAUAUUACCAAAAGUUGUUUCGGUUUUGUCAAUGUUCAAUAACUUUGUAAUAUUAGCUGGAAUGGUCUCAAGGGUUUUGUCCAAGAUUGUAGCAAGUAAACUUAAAAUGCAUAUGCGUGGGGUCCGUGUGUUAUUGUAUAAAAGAGCUGAAAAUUGUAAAUGUAUUCAGAUCGCUAGAUCAGUAGAGAAUAGAAUUGGGAUUAGAUUAAUCGCUAAAAUUAGUUAGCAUUGCCCAAUUUAAGUACUAGUACCAAAUUCUAACCAAAUUGCAAAUUUCGACACGUUAUAAUGCCGUUUCCUGACCAUCAGAUUUCUGUCAAACCUUCCCCUCAAAGUCCAGGAAAUGACAUUUCAGCGACCCUAAAUUCAAAACGUUUUCGUGGGGGCAUGCCCCGGACUCCCCUACACGGCAAAAAACGCUCAGGUUGAUGCAAUACUGAUGAAAACAGGAUUGAACAAUGUUUUGCUGCCCACAUUGUUCAUAGCUGUCAACAACAUUGAACAAUAUUGUUACACCCGAUUCAUGCUCAACAGCAUUGUUCAAUAUUGUUGACAAGUGUGAACAACGUGGGCAGCAAAACAUUGUUCAGUCCUGUUGAGCAACGGUCUCGGCGUUUUUUGCCGUGUAGACAAAACUCGCACCUGCGGCGCUCGGCUCGUGCUUCCGCCCUCGUUUAUCAAACGUUAGAUUAUAGGGGCGCACUCGAAAAUUUCCAUCCGCCAUUUUGAAUUGUAGAAAUCAACACGCAUGCGUCAAUUAGUCAAAGCAAUAAUGCGCGUGCGUGAUUUGGUUUAAUUUGCGUGGUUAUGUACCAUAGCAACCUCGUUCCCAGGGCUUUAGUGUGAGGACGAGGGGAGAGACGAGAAAGCCCUGGUCUGGGCUGGUUAAUUUUGCAUUCUGAUUGGCUAACACCAUAUUGUCUAAAAAUAACUGAACUUAGCAGUUGACACUAACAAUUCAACAUUUGUAUUUUUAUGAUUCUUGUGUGUACGAGUAUGUUUUGCAAAAUAAUCUUUCAAAGUAAGACGUUUUCCCGACUGCAUGAUUUACUUUCGCCUCGGCCGGUUACAAAACUCAAAAGCCGUGUCGACGUGAGCUGUGAUGUUUCCUGAAAAAACAAGCCAAACGUCUACUAUUAUUUAAGCUGUAGUUUUCCUUCUACAGUAUUUAUAAUGUAGUCCAGAUGACUGAUGAAAUACUACGCGUAUUGCAUUGUACUAUUGUAGUAAUAUUUUAAUUUACAAUAUUCUAUACUGACAAAUAAAAGCAAGACAAACAAUUUAAUUUAGCUAUAGGCCCUGUUUACUUAAUAGCUCUACGCCUAGGCCGAUGUAGUCUCUACAAGAUUCGACACGCCACCGAGUUUUACAGUUUCAGAAUACCUCGAAUACUUGAAAAUUGCGAUUAUACGAUAAAAUAAAACAAAGAUUGUGAAGGGGGUAAAAUUUGUUGGCAAGCAUUGCUCCUGAACGGCAAUUGAGUGGAUCACGACUUGCAUGGAGACACCUAGAUGCAGCUUGGAUGCAGGCUUUGCCUGUGGUUGAAAAUCUCCAGAAAUAUCAGUAUAUCUUAGAAAACAUGUCCUCACACUAAAGCCCUGGGAACGAGGUUGAUUCUCCACAACUUUAACACAAUAACUUAUUAAUAUCCUCGUUUUAAAACAGUAGCGAUUGAUACACCGGGUGGAAAGCGUAAUUUAAAAAUGAAAAUUAAAGCCCAGCAAAUGACUUUCGGACAAGAAAUAAAAAACCCGACAUGAUUGCAUCUCGAAUGAGAGUCCAACCUCCAAAUAUAACCUCAAGGAGGAGGGAUAUUCGCCAUGGCUUGGGUUUUUUGCUAGUUUUGCCUUUUCCCCAAAGAGGAAGGAAUAAAGAUCUGCAAAAAUCCCAUGGAAUUGUAGCAAAACACACUCUCUAGAAUUCAAGGAAAUAUGCAAUGGUCCAAUAAUUGGAACGACAUUCUUGCAAACAGUGGGCAAGAAUACUAAAACUGUGUUGUACACUAGUUGUCGCAUGAAAAAUUGCAUGGGUCAAUCGCCUAAGAAGGGAACUGCAAAAUGGUUGACAGGUUGAGGUAAUCUUACAAACCAUUAGAUAACAUGUGUUUAAAAGCAGUGAGCAGGUCCUUGUAGGACUUCAAAGGUAAAUUUAAGCUGUCGAAAGCUUUGUAUUGUCCAUGUAUCGCAUCUCCGGGAUUUCCGUUUGCUGGUAAUCAUGAAUUAGCAGUCUGUGCCGUUCUGCUUCAGGGUCAAAGUAUUGUAUUUUUGGGUAACAACGAAUGCAGAGAAUCAUUAGGGACAGCUUUAAUAUUGGGAAACACUUUUACAAGCAAGGUGGAUGUGUGCACAGACUGGGUUUGUAUUUUAUCCUCUGGACGAUGUUUGGUAUGUAUAUUGUGAUAAUCAUCAAUACAAAAUACAAUAAAUUGUUAUUUUCUGUUACAGUUUUGAAAAAUUCUUUCACUCCAAAAUUCUUUCGCUGGCUUUAAUGGUACGAGGAUGUGCUACAAUUCCCAGGUUACGGAGAGAUGCCAAAUCUUGCUGGCUUAUUCCAAAUUGCUGGAGGGUUCUUGCAAGUGAUACCUGGAACCAGUUAGCCUCUAGAUCACCUUUGAUGUCAAAGAUCUCAGCAGAUUUCUGAAUAAGUUCUUCAUAUUCUUCUUUAGACAAAAACUACUGGAUGGCUUAGGAACAGAAGGACUUGGUGGGGUAUUGCUGCCAAUAGGAGAGGUCAAUGUGAUGGUUGAUUCUGUACCUUGGCUGCUGGAUGACUGAGGGACUGAAGGACUUGGUGGAGUUGUGAACACAAGAUCAUCUUCAUCUGUUUCUCCUCUAUCCGGCAAAUCCCGAUCCAAUCCUAUAUUUUUUGUGCGUUUGCACGAAUUCGCGUCUUCUAUAUUUUAAUAAUAGUCUAUUGCAUUAAAAGAUGAGGCAAUAAUUCACAAAUCGGCUCAGCUGAGUCGAACUGUUUUGUUCGCCUUCCAAAUCAAUUGGAUCAACUGACUGGUUUAUAUAUAACUGAUAACGAGUCUUCGCUUGCUCUUGGCGUAUUAGUGCAGUCAUUCUUCGCAAAGAGAGCUCUUUUGCUGGUAUGGUUUUGCGGCUCGCCGUCUACAUCGUAUGACUCCGAUCGAUAAAGCCUUUUCACCGACGUUUCACUUUUUCCUAGUUUUUGUCCAAUGGUUCGAACAGAAGAUUCAAACCGCGAGCGAACGUCACUAAUUUUAGUUACCAAUGUUUCGUUUUUGUCAGCACAGUUUCUGCAUAAAAUAUGCGAGGGUAAUUCUGGAACCGCGAUUUUUUUCCAAGUAUCAAUUCCAAAUUUGAACACGCUUUGCUCUUCAGUUCUCCGCCAGUAAUUAGCUUUCUUCUGUAAUAUGUAUUUUCAACAACGUUUGCGUACAGCAAACAAAUUUUGUCUUUUGACGAUGGGGAAACGCACUCUCGAUGUAUCGUUUUUGACGGAGUUGUAGUUUCAGACAUUUGCGAAUUCAGUGUCAGUGGACGAAUGCAGGUGCAAAGCGAAGUGACAAAUAUGCCACACAUUACUUGAAUUACUAUAACGGCCUUUACAACUCAGGCCCUUGUUAAUUGACAGCUAAUAACUUGUUCACAUUUUUUGGCGCGAAAUGCAAUUGAAAACCCUGCAAGUAUGACAAGUCGACCUCGCUGCUCGCGUUUCGUUCGAGGUCGACUUAUGGCAAGUCUAACACUAACCCUAUUCCAAUUCCCAAACACCAACUCUAACCCUAAUCCUUGCCCUAUACCAGUAACCUAACCCUAUUCCAAGUUUGUUUCUAAACCAAUCUUGAAAGAAAAAAGUUUUGAUGAAAUGUCAUUCUGAAGUCAGCGAAAUAACUUCUUCAAUGUGGCACAGGGAUAUAUAGCAACGCUGGAAUACACAAAGCUUUUGUUUAGUUUGGAAAACACAAAAGAAAACAAUUGCAUUAUAUUCAUUACCGACUGAAUGCCAAACAUUCUAACAUUAUGAUUGCUCCCAUCUUCACUCCGAAGUGAAACCCUCAGUUUAACAACGUAAAGCCUAGUUUCCAUUUGGUCGCGACAAGUGGCUGAUGUACCUAAUACAGUGUCAACAAAACUCUACAAAACUCUGCAAUCAUUAAGACUGAUUUGCAUAUAACACACACAAAGAUUAUUAUUAUAUUAGACUAUUUCACAUCUACCGUUUGUCGUGCCAGCGACAACUAGCGACCAAAUGGAAACUAGACUUAACUCUAAAAAAACGGCGAGUGUAAUUUUUGAAAAAAAACAUCGCGUGCAAAUAAAUUAUUGCAUUGAAAACACGUCGCGUGUAAUUAUUGCUUUGAAAAAACGUCCGUGCAAUUCUGAAGAAAAAAUCGGCGAGUGUAAUUUUGAAGGAAAAAAAACGAGUGUAAUGGUAAAAAAAGGCGAAUGUUUACAGUCAUGGCCCUUCUCGGCCAUCGUAGUAAAUAUGUAAAUAAAUGUACUCGAUCACGUCAUUUAUUUAUUGCAUAUUCUCCGAUAUAUUUCUCUUUUAACACAUCAUCAGCAUCAGAAAUUUUUUUAGACUAAACACUCAUAAAUCACUGAUUUUUUUAAAAUACACUAUUAAUUAAUUUAAUCUCUUUCUCGACAAGUGGUUUCGCAUUACACUAGAUUCAAUUUUUCUAAUGUAAAUAUCUCAGCGAGUAUGACUUUUUACCCUCACCCUCAACUCUUGGGUUGACCACACUGGCGAUCGCGAUAAGAAGCAAUAAUUGUUGUCGCCUGAAGCAUCUGCAAGCGUCGCAUGUUUUGAUUCAUUUGGUGAAGCAAAAGGUACAUUCGUCGCCUUCUGCGAUUAAGCGCUCUUCGUUUUUCGCGAAAACGUUGAUACAUAAAAUGAAAUAAAAGCAAAGAAUCUCUGUCCAUUUUAAGUCUACAUAUAUUUAUAUAAUGAAGAAUUGCGUAAUGUAAAUUUACCAAAAACCAAAGACACUUACUUUAUCUGUCAUUACAAUCUUAAGCAAGCAUAAGUACUUUUUCAGUCUGACCGCGACGCCGCUUGCUUAACAUUCCAGCACUUGCUUGAAUGACGUCACAAGCAAGCACGCUAAUCCUUUGCUAAUUUGCAAGCACAAGCGCUAGUGUGACCGCGACCAUAGUAUUUUGAAUUCUUAAUCGUAUAAAGACUAUCACAAGAGCGUACGUCUCAAGGGGCCGAAGGCCCGAAGUUAUGUUCGGUGAAAGGUAUGUUUAUGUUUAUAAUUUGUUAGUAAUAUUGCGUAAUUUGAUCAUAUACAAUCUCACUUGACUUUCAAAGCUCAUAAAUCUAUAAUGUUGCCAUUGACAAAACUAUCGCUAGGAAUGAGGAGAUAUUGUUAUUUGUUGCACUGAAUCGAAUGGUGGUAUUUUUGUCCUCAUAGCAUUUGCCGAACCGAAGAUAUGAACAUGCAAAGUGAUAAAUCAUGAGUGAUUUAAGUUAGUAGGGAUAUGUCAAAAUAUCACAAAAUUUGCUCAAUUUUAAGUCCUUUAAAUAGCCGCUGAAACUUUCAUCUUAUUGGCAGCCAUGCCUUUCACGCUUGAUAAAAUGCCGCAUUUAAAUGCAUGAAUUAAUUAAGCAUGUAUGAAAGGCAUGGGUGUCAAUAAGAUGAAAGUUUCAGCGGCUAUUUAACAGACUCAGAAUUGAGCAAAUUUAGUGAUAUAUUAUAUCACAGUCUAUUAACUGUGAUUAUAUUGACCAUUAAUUAAUAAAACAAUAACAAAUUUCUCCGACGUGAAUUCAAAAUGCGUUUUAAACAUUUAAAUUUCGCGCGCAAGCCAUUUUUAAUGCUGCUAGUGAUCGUUACGAAAACAAUUUAUAUUUACCAAAAAUUUCAUAACAUAUAUGAACGAAUUUGUGAAAUAGACCCUUUAUACACCCUGUAUAAAUGUCAAUUGCAACAGUUAAUACAGCGUUCACGGUUGUUUAUUAAUCAUCGCUUUCAGAAUCAAAAUGACCAUAAUUUAAAGCGUUUUCUUUUAAAGAAUGUUUCGAUUGUUAAAUCAACAAGUACUUCGUAGGUCCUAUUGUCUUGGUAUGAAUUUUAUUAGCACGGGGCGGUCUGGUUUCAUGGUCGGCUUUAGACAACGAUUCACCUCAUUUUUGCCUGCGUACUCCAAACGGUAACUAAGUAAGAUCUUGCUUAUCAACGUGUAGAUCAUUGAUUCGGCUAUUCUCCGCCCGAUACACAUUCUUACUCCAUAACCGAAUGGUAGAGAAACAAAGGCGUUAAGCUCUUGCCUCUUUCCUGUUUCAUCACGCAGCCAUCGCUCUGGCACAAAUUCUUCCGCGUCUUCCCCAUAAUACCGCUUAUCGAGCGACAUCAUGUGUUCGUGCAUUAUAAUAUUAACACCAGAUGGAAUAUGGUAGCCGAGGACAUCAAGGUCUCUAUCAAAAACCCGAAAAACCACAUACCCAGCGACAGGAUACAUGCGUUGCGACUCCUUCAGUGCUGCUUUGAGAAGUGAUGGCAAAUUGCUUGCUGAUACUUCACCAUCUGGGCCAAUGACAGUUGCUAGCUCCUGGUAAAGUUUCUCCUGGAUGUCUGGAUGUUGGGACAGUUGGUAAAGAAGCCAAAGAGACGUUGUACUGGUUGAAUCAACGGCACCUAUUAACAAUGCACUGAUCGCCGCCGUACUUGUUGAUGCAUCCCUUCCGUUGGCCACCAAAUAAUCAAGCAAGGAUUCUUUUUGACUGCUAUCUUUCUCUUGCUCUCGCUUUGUUGUCAAUACCUUUUUGACCAUGCUCAUGGCAUUGUUAUACAUUGCAGCCAUACAUUUCUCCGCUCGGUAAUACGCCGGGUCUUGAUGUACUUAAGAAAAGGAGAAUUGACAGCGAGUUCUCCAGCGCUUUUAUUCACGUUUAUGGCUGAAUCCACAAACGCGACUGCUGUCGGAUCUCGCGGGUGAUUGUAGAAUCCAAGUCGCUGAUCAAACAAGUACAAAGCAAAUGCUUCUACAGACCAGAAACUCAACUCCUCUUCAAUGUUUUCCACUUUCCCAUCAAACUGCGUACGAAGGUUCAAUUGUUUGAUGAAGUCAUUCGCUACAGCAUUUAACAUAGGAAAUUUUUCAUUGAUGUCCUUUGGACGUAACAUCUUUGGCGAUAGCAGCGAUCUUUCUGGAUACCAUUUGUCAUAGUCGUUCGAGAGCAACAUAAGACCUUUGCUUCGUUCCACAAUCUCGUUCAAGGUUUCGAAACCCGGCCGCAUCUGAAAUUUCUUCUCGGUGCGUAAAACCUUCUCUGCAGCAUCUGCAUCGGAAAUAUUUACAAGUUGCGUGUCCAGUACUUGCUCACUGUAUAUUGGGCCAAAUCUUUCGAAGCGUUUCUUUACGACAUCCAAAAGCGCGCCCUUUGUGAACGCGUAUUCCAAAACAUUUUGAAUUGUUCCUUUUGGGCCAGGGAUUUCUGAGUAAGGCAGCACUUUGCUGUCGCCAGAUUUAUAGACUUCUUCGCGACGGUCGACGAACUACGUGCGAUCAUUGCCAGGGACCAAG
Molecule: messenger RNA, 11100 nt
Organism: Paramuricea clavata
Lineage: Eukaryota; Metazoa; Cnidaria; Anthozoa; Malacalcyonacea; Plexauridae
Source: the annotation of a GenBank genome assembly